This is a messenger RNA of Rotaria sp. Silwood2, 318 nucleotides long. NCBI's taxonomy places the organism in Eukaryota, Metazoa, Rotifera, Eurotatoria, Philodinida, Philodinidae. The record is from the annotation of a GenBank genome assembly.
AUGACUGCUGCUGCGAUACCUGCCGAUGUAUCUCAUACAACAUCGAAUGAUAUGCAUCUGGAAAUUUUCUGUCUUGUUUGGCUUGAUGCUAGCUCGAGCGGUAAAGAUAGUCGUGAGACUGAACAACAAUUACGCUCGAUUAUCAAUCAUUUGAAGAAAUUUCAAGAUGUUGCAUCUUGUAAAAAAUACAUUCAUGCACGAACAUCGAAAGAGCGAGUUGUUAUGAUUGUCAGUGGCCAAUUGGGACGCGAAAUCGUUCCUGCUAUUCAUCAUGUUCGGCAAGUCAUAUCGAUAUAUGUCUAUUGCAUGGAUAAAGAA